AUGCAUACCGUCAGCGAAGAAUUGAUCAUUGCCGAAUUGGAGCAGCCCUGGCAGCGGGAUCAGCUGGACGAAGUGCGCACUGGAAAAGGCAAACCGGUCUUUGGCCUCCCACUCCAGUCCGCCAUCUUCAAGUCCGUCCGGUACGGAUCAGUCACCGUGGACAAGCUGGGCUGUCAAGGCGACGAGCAUGCCUACGAAUUCCAUGGCGGCCCAGACAAGGCACUGCUACAGUAUUGCUCGCGGCACUACAAUGUCUGGGGUAAAGAGCUACGCGGUAGUGAACAUCUCUUUCGCGUUGGUGGGUUUGGGGAAAACCUGGUUGCACGCAAUGCAAAUGAGCGUAAUACUUGCAUCGGGGACGUUGAUCGCAUCGGGCGCGAUGUCAUUGUCCAAGUUAGCAUGCCCCGACAGCCUUGUUAUAAACUCAACCACCGAUUCCAAGAAAAGAACAUAUCGCGACUCACCCAGGAAAAGUUUCGGACGGGCUGGUUUUAUCGUAUCCUCCACGAGGGCUCCAUUCAUGCGGGCGAUGAUAUCGAGCUGCUGGAGCGGCCGCAUCCGGAAUGGACAGUAGCCCUCGUUCAACAUUAUCUCUAUAUCGAAAAGGAGAACUAUGAAAUCAUGAAGGAACUGGCUGAGAUUGAGGAGCUGGGCAAUGAAAUUCGAGACAUCUUCCAGAACCGACUCAAUAAGAAAUUCGAAGAUCAAGAAGCACGAUUGCUGGGUGACGAUUCCAUGGCUCUCGACAUGUGGGCCGACUAUCGACUGGCGCAGAAGCGAAAAGAAACACCCGCCGUUGAAUCUUUUGUUUUCGAGGCGGUUCAUCCCAGAAUGUCACCGGAGGAAGCUCUGCCGGGAACACACGUGCGCUUGAAAUUAGGUGGUCGUCUCAUCCGAGCCUACUCGGUGGUUGGAGGCAACCAGAAUCGUUUCACCCUCGGAGUGGCCCUGGACCGAGAUGCGAGUCGAGGAGGCUCCCUUUAUCUCCAUCAGACCAUCCGUGAAGGAGAAGUGAUCACUAUCAGCAACUUCGUCGCGACGUUCCCUCUGGCUAAGGAAGCCGACCACCAUACUCUUAUCGCCGGAGGUAUUGGAAUUACGGGAUUGCUUGCAUCUGCCCUGGAAUUAGAGCGAAGCAAUGCAUCAUAUCACCUUCACUACGUGAACGCUGCAGACGAACUCGGCCUUCCCAAACAGAACAUUCAUUUCGAGUCAUUUCAAGCAAACAGCACAGGUGACCCAUUUACUGCAGAAUUGGCCGAGACCAAGAAAGAGGUGGAUGUAGGGCCGGGCGAAAGUCUGCUCGAUGCGCUCCGAUCUGCUGGAUUUGAUAUCCCAUCCACAUGCGAGGCGGGUAAUUGCGGGACAUGCCGUGUUGGUGUACGCAGUGGUCGAGUCGAACAUCGCGGUACCGGGCUACUUGACAAUGAGAAGGAUACUGCGAUGCUCAGCUGUGUCUCUCGGGGCAUUGGCCGUAUUGUUCUGGAUCUUUAG
Penicillium cinerascens is the source of this 1494-nucleotide messenger RNA. RefSeq lists its product as uncharacterized. Gene Ontology annotation, molecular function: 2 iron, 2 sulfur cluster binding; pyridoxal phosphate binding; oxidoreductase activity. The record is from RefSeq and is a predicted model, not a curated record. The transcript has 2 exons. NCBI's taxonomy places the organism in Eukaryota, Fungi, Ascomycota, Eurotiomycetes, Eurotiales, Aspergillaceae. Bases 1 to 1494 code for a protein of 497 amino acids.